AUGCGCCUCUUUCUCGUUCCAAUCUCGACGAAACGAGCCCUGAUCUAUUCUAGAGCUCUGAGCAGGGAUAUUCCUCAGCAGCUCUCGCUCCUCGACCGGAUUACAACCAAGGCGGCUCAGACAUGGUCGAGAUGGGAAGAAGCUGAUAAGGGGUGGAAGAAGAACCUGGUUUCCUGGGGGAAUCGGGUUCAACAGCGUAUUCCUUUUGAAGAAUGGGGUCUGAAAAGUAUUCCUUCUCUUCAAGCGCAACAGCGACUGGAUGAAUCACACGGGAAAACAAAGAUCGAUGUGUUAUUCCCGGCAAAUGCGAUCAAGUCGGACAAGCUACGGUCGAUAUUGCAGGUCAUCGCGACAGAGAGGCAGGACUUGCAUCGUCAAAGGAUGUUGUGGAGCCUCAUCGCAGCACCUGUUACUGCUCCCAUCGGGUUGAUUCCGCUAGUACCUAACAUCCCCUUUUUCUACCUUGCCUACCGAGGCUGGUCCCAUUGGCGAGCGUUGAAUGGCUCGAGACAUCUCGAGUUUCUAGUCAAAAAAGACCUUCUCAACCCAGUACAAUUCCCAGGACUUGAGCAACUUUACGCAAAGCGCCUCUCUCAAAUACUAGAUCAUCCUGAUCCCGAGAAACCCACACCGAAAACGGCGGACGAUGUUGAAAAGAGCGAUGAACGGCUCUUGCUUCGGAUGUCCGAUGCUAAGAAAUUGGCGUCGAUCCUUGACGCCCCUGAGCUUGCAUUGGAGGCGGAGCGAGCGAUUGUUCAAAUCGAAGAAAGCUUGAAAUCGAAGGCUCAGUCGGCUCAAGAAAAUAGUGAUAUUAAGGCCUCGAAGAAGGAUUAA
Messenger RNA from Aspergillus wentii DTO 134E9, 834 nucleotides. RefSeq names its product mitochondrial K+-H+ exchange-related family protein. The record is from RefSeq and is a predicted model, not a curated record. The transcript is spliced from 3 exons. Gene Ontology annotation, biological process: proton transmembrane transport; potassium ion transport. Bases 1 to 834 code for a protein of 277 amino acids. NCBI's taxonomy places the organism in Eukaryota, Fungi, Ascomycota, Eurotiomycetes, Eurotiales, Aspergillaceae. Gene Ontology annotation, cellular component: mitochondrial inner membrane.